ACAUUUAAUGCUACGUGGACAGAUCAUUUUGCUUUCACCGCUGAUGAAACUGGUUCACCAGUCUGCUUAAUAUGUGGCGAAAGACUGGCAAACAACAAGAAGUCAAAUGUUGAAAGACAUUUCGAGAACAAACACUCUGUCUUUGCUAAAAGAUAUCCCGAGGGAGAGGAGAGAAAAAAGGCUGUUUCGGAGCUGAUGCGGAAGGCUGAAGCGAGCAGGAGUCACUUCAAGAAGUGGAUUAAGACCGCAAAUUCCACUACAUGUGCCAGUUUCGUGGCUACUCAGGAAAUAAUCAAGCAUGGUAAACCAUUUACAGAUGGAGAUUAUCUCAAAGAAACAUUUGUUAAGAUUUCAGAACAUCUUUUCUCGGACUUCAGAAACAAAGAUGAAAUUUUGCAGAAAAUAAAAGACAUGCCUCUCUCUGCCAAAACUGUCCAAGACAGAACUGUGAAGAUGGCAGAAAACGUCACCAGACAGCAGAUUGAAGAUAUCAAUUCAGCUUUGGCCUACGCAAUCGCCUGUGAUGCGUCAAAAGACAAAAAUGACAUUGAACAAAUAGCGUUGUUCUGCCGAUACGUGAGCGCUACUGGGCCACAGGAAGAAAUGAUUGAUUUAAUACCGCUAAAAGGCCAAACACGGGGGGAGGAUAUAUGUGAGGCUGUAUUGGACUGUUUGAGAAAUAAAGAAAUAAAGACCACCCACCUGGUGUCAGUAGCUACUGAUGGGGCACCGUGCAUGACAGGAGCGCAGAAGGGCUUUGUAACUUUACUCCAGAAGUCAUUGGAUAGAAAAUUGCUGACUUUCCAUUGUAUCUUGCAUCAGGAAGCACUGUGUGCGCAAACAUUUCCUCCGGAAUGCACAGAAGUAAUGGAUGUUGUCAUUCAGAUUGUCAACAAAAUAAUGGCAAAAGGUUUAAAUCACCGUCAGUUUCGCUCAUUACUAGAUGAGAUGGACACCAAGUACUCUGAUCUCCUGCUGCAUAACAAAGUCCGGUGGCUGUCCAGAGGAGAAGUGCUGAAACGCUUUGCAGCGUGUCUGGAAGAGGUGAAAACUUUCCUCAGCAGCAAAGGGCUCACCUUUCCUGAGCUGGAACAGCCAGAGUGGCUGGAAAAGCUACACUUUAUGGUCGAUAUGACAGCGCACCUGAACACAUUGAACACAUCUCUUCAGGGGAAAGGAGGCACAGCUCUGCACCUGCUGGAAGAGGUGCUGGGAUUCGAGCGCAAGCUAACAGUGUUGGCCAAGGAUUUAGAGCGACUCGCACUGCAUCACUUCCCCUCUUUGAGAGAAUACCAACAAGGUGGGAAUGUGAUAAAUACGCAGUAUUUGCAAUCUGCAAUCACUGCAAUGCAAGCGUCAUUUGGGAAACGAUUCUGUGAGUUCAGAGAGGAAAAAAACACUCUAUCUUUCCCUGUCACUCCUCUAAGCAUCGAUCCAUCCCUGUUGAAUAUGACUGCAUUUCCAGGUGUAAGUCAACCUGAUCUAGAGAUGGAACUGGCCGACAUCGCCGACAAAGACAUCUGGGUGUCAAAGUUCAAGAGUUUGACAGCUGAUCUUGAAAAUGUGUGCCAUCAGAAGGCCGUUCUCGCUCAGAAUCACAAAUGGAGCGAAGUUGCCAACCUUCCCAAACAGGACAAACUUGUAUUCAAAACAUGGAAUGCCAUCCCCGACAGCUACAUCAACAUGAAGAGGUAUGCAUUUGGAGUCCUUGCAAUCUUCGGAUCCACAUACAUCUGUGAGCAGGUCUUCUCCAACAUGAACUUUAUUAAAAACAAGCACCGCUCACGCCUCACAGACGUCAGCUUACGCUCCUGUUUGAAGAUGAAGGUGACAUCUUACAGCCCUGACAUGAAGACGCUGUGCGGCGAGGUUCAGGAGCAAAAAUCACAUUAACCAGGAGGACAGGUGACCGCACACACGCGAUGGGACACAGAAGCAGACUGCACAUUUUUCGGUUUGCAUGGUUCGUUCAGUGCCGGUGGAUAAUAUUUGAAUAAGUUUUGAUUUUUUAUCUCCUGAAUAAGAGGAGGACAGGUGACUGCAUUCUGUUUCUAUUUUUCCUUCAGUGCGGGUUGGGUAAGUUUCGGUUUUUAUUUCUUAAAUACAAAGACCCAAAUAGGGUAUUUUGUUUGCAAUUGAGCAAAGUGUAAAAUGCGUUUUGUUACAUGCAGAAAUAAAAUUUUGUGUUCUCUGCAGCAGUUCGUUGAUUUCAUAAACGCAACAU
Molecule: messenger RNA, 2224 nt
Organism: Cyprinodon tularosa
Lineage: Eukaryota; Metazoa; Chordata; Actinopteri; Cyprinodontiformes; Cyprinodontidae
Product: general transcription factor II-I repeat domain-containing protein 2A-like
Exons: 2
Coding region: 196-1893 (565 amino acids)
Source: RefSeq, a predicted model, not a curated record